This is a messenger RNA of Ectocarpus sp. CCAP 1310/34, 4107 nucleotides long. The record is from the annotation of a GenBank genome assembly. Lineage: Eukaryota; Phaeophyceae; Ectocarpales; Ectocarpaceae.
AUGGUCGUGGCUUGCGACAUACAGGAAGAGGAACAGGAUGGCGUCGAAGUGCUCGUGGAGGAGUCAGACGCCCUGUCGGAGACAACGAAGAAUUUCAGGGCAAAGUAUUGCGAGACAUCAAUUUUCGGUCCGUACGAUCAACAACAUUUCUCGAAAGGAAUGGAAGGAGGCAGCAAGUACUACAUGUACCCCAAUGACGGAGGAAGUCACGCGUAUUCGACCAGAGGGGGAGCCAGGGCAGACGGAGAAAGUCACGCACGUUUGACCGAAGGAGGAGCUAGGACAGACAGAGGAAACCACACGUAUUUGACUGGGGGAAGAGCUAGGACAGACAGAGGAAACCGCGCGUUUUCGACUGGAGAAGAAGCUAGAUCAGGCGGAGAAACCCACGCGUAUUCCACCGGGGGAGGGACUAGGGAAGACGAAGGAAACGUCGCAUAUUCGACGGGACGAGAGGCGAGGGAAGACGGGAGAAUCCGCGUGUAUUCGACCGGAGAAGGAGCUGGGGCGGGCGAAGGAAAUCACGUGCAUUCGAUUGAAGGAGGAGCGAGGGCAGACGGAGGGACUGACGUGGAUUCGACUGGAGGAGGGAGAGACGUGGGCUAUGUGUGCAGCAGCAGAGGACGGGGGGGGGGGGAUAACUGGUCAGGCCAUGGGUGUUUCAAUGCCAGCGACACAGGACCGCAAGAAUAUUCAACACGGGGGGGGGGGACAAGGAGAAGCUCGAGGAGCAAGGGUACCUUAAACGGAGGUCAUGGGUACGCCAACGAAGGGGGGAGCUACCGGUACUCGAACGGAGGAAGGGCGAGGGGAGGACGUCGGCGAAACCUUUCGUGGGCCGAUGAUGGCCGUCAGGGGAGGCGGCACACCACUGCCGCAGCCGCGGCCGCGACAGCAGCAAAGAUUCAUCGAGGUGACUGUCAGGAGAGAACGCCAGAAGGAAAGGAGGGAUCUACGCAAGCUGCUAGAGGCGGGAUUGAUGGAGGAGUUCCCGACUGUGCGCAGAAGGAUGGCGUGGGGCGUUCAAAGCAGGUGGAUCCAGCCCGUGAUGGGCUCUCGCCUGCUUUGACCGAGGGUCGACAACAGGCUCUGUGUGGUAGCGCCCGCCAGGAACCCACAGGAGACGUUGAAGCUUCCAUCCAGGCCGUGCUCGCUCGCCAAUGCACAAACGCAGCUGGCUUUCAAGAUCGUAUGUCGGAAGCGAUCGCUGCAGGCCGCGAGAGCCACCAACACGACAACAGCAACUUGGACUCUUCGGACGACGAAGAGGGAGGGGUUGGAUCUCUCUCACGGUUCUCGUUCCGGCGCAACCGGCAGGCGGUAGCCCCUUCGUCUUCCUUCUCGUCGGCCGUAAGGACUUCACGCCCCAAGACGGCUCUCCAAGUGAUGGAACACAAGUGCGCCUGCAGCACCACCGAAGACAGCAACCGCCGAACGAGGUCGACUUCGGGCCGUUUUCGAGAUCUGGGUGGCGUUACGGCAGGCAGUACUCCUGGCGUUCCCACCGGUGCGAAUGGGGCGUGGAGCAACCCUAGGGCCCACGCUACCGGCGGGACCUAUAUUCUCCGGCCCGACAUACCGGCACCAGCCAGCCAAUCGGCGACCCCGUACAUGGAGCCUUCACCGACGAACCUCACGAACCCCGUGAAGGUAGUAAUCUCUCACCCCCCUCCCACCCCACUCUCCCCUCCCCGCCUGCUUUUCGUCCUUUCCCAGCUCGUGAGACCUCCUUCCCUCCAGAGGGCUCCGUAUCUCAGCCUGGAUGGUGCCGACGAGCCCGUGGGAGACUUAGCGUUCGAUCUCAGCUUCGACUUCCCCUUCGCCUACGGCGACGGCAUUUCCGACGGCACCGGUAGCGCUGCUACUGCCGCGACCGCGGACAUGAGGGGCGCUCCAGGCCUGUCUGUCUGGAACGACUACGGCCUCCGCCUCUCGGGUGGCGAUUACUCGGCUGUAGGUCGCGGCGGCGGCGGCGGAGGCGCCAAAGCCAGCAACAUCGCUCUGGCCAGCCACGAGGACGACACCUACGGGAUUCUUGACGAUGAAGAUGACGAGGCGGCGCUAGCGUUGGCCGCUGACCGUCUUUUGGGAUACGACGACCGCACGACUCAUCCUGCCGGCCCUAGCGCCGCCGCUAGCACCGGACCUGGCCCCGGCCCAGGCUCCGCUCCUGGCCCCAGUCAUGGCCCUUUCCGAAGUAGCCUCCCGCCACCCCCCGGAUUCAGCCACUCGGUGACGACGCACACUCGCCAACCGUGGUUCGGUGCCGUGACUUCAGCUACUACUGGGGGUGGUCGUGCUGCCGGAUGCACUUUUUUCGGCGAGUCUUCCAUGAAUCCCGCGGUCCGGAGCCACUACCGGCGCCGCUCGAACUCUAGGCUCCGCUUCUGCAGCCCAGAUGAAGGAACGGGAGACGGUCCCGUUUCCCGCGACGGCGGGGAUGUAACUCCUUCAGGGCUACUCGCAGCGGUUGAUCGGCACGCGACGGAGAGUUUCCCUGCCGACGGGGUGGAGAUUGGACAGGUGGGAGCGGUAACGAAGGCAGAAACGGUGGCGGCGGCGGUGGAGGGGGGCAAAGGUAUGACCAGUGGUGAGUCAAGGAACGGCGGCAGCAGUAUCUACGACCCGAACCAAAGGAAUAUCGCGCCUCGACCUGCGCCGCAUCCAGCGUUUCGGACGACCGAGAACUCUAGACUCUUCGACUACACCAGAACGUCGAUGGUCGAUCAGGAAUACCGGGCUGGUGACGGUGGCAACAACCCAGGUAUUUCCCACGAGGUAGCUUCGCCGAGGGAGGGCAAUGACACCAGUCCCGCAAAAGACGACCUAGCCGAUUGCCCGGUACUUUCUGGCGACGGUGGAAGUGUGUGUGGCGAUGAAGCUCGCGGUCGUGGUGGUGGCGGUAGCGGUGGCGGAGGCAGAGGCGGAGGAAUAGUGCAAGAACUGUUGGGAUCUGGUGAUAGCGGUGGCGGCAUCGGCCGCGUGGACCCGGUUGCACGGGGGCAGCGGAAGUUUGGGGCUUCAUCUCGCCAGAGCACUUUUUCUUUCAAGUUCCCAUGUCCAAGAUCCUAUGGCUCCACUCGUAUGCUGACCAAUCAGAACGCCGGCCGCAACCAGAUCUAUCCCCCGGCAGCGGCGUACUCUCCCUUUGUGUCCAACGGGGAGGGUGAGGAAAGUGCUGCUGGGUUGGCCGGGGGUGAGAUGGGAGGGGUCGCACCAGCCGAGAGUGUCCGCAACAUUCAAGCGAGCGACGACAACGACGACAGCGACGACAAUGACGACAGCGACGACAGCGACGACAGCGACGGCAGCGAUGACCGCCACAGAGCCGAUGCGGUGGCGGCAGGAGCACUGCACCGAGGGAAGGGUAUCAGCAUCGCUCCGAGCAUACCAGCGAGAUCCGCAUUCAUUUCUCAACCUGGGGAUGGUGUCGCGGGUACUGCCCGUGCGGCGGAGGGAAGUGCGGUCGGGGUCGGGGGCGGCCGAAGGAUGCUCCACGAUGCGCUAUUACGGGGGUCUACUUCGAGUGGGUUGCUCGACGUCGGCGGUGUCGUCGUUGCGGGGGAAGACGGCCAGCGAAUUGUAGGCGGAUCGGGUCUCGCCAUUGGAGGAAACCAGGGGGGCUCGGCGGAUGGGCUCGGGAUCCCUGCCGCGGUUGAUGGUGAUGUGCGUGCCGGUGGUGGUGUAGACGGUGGCGGUGGUGUUGCUGUUGGCGGUGAGGACCGUAAUGAAGAUGGUGGUGGUGCUGCUGAAGCGAUGCCAACGACACCACUUGCCCCUUCCUCCAAGUCGUGGUUCGGUGGCGCUGCUGCCUCUUGUGCUAUGGGGUUGCUGCGGCGGUGGGUGCAGCGAACGGCGGUGGCUGUCGCGACCACAACAUCGACGUCAGAACCCACGCCACCAGAGUCAUCAUAUUCGCCCGCGGCCUUCACUGCAGGCGGGAAACCAUCUUUGGCAGCAAUUUCGGGGGGGACUCGCCUCGGCGCGGGGUGGAGGAGGCACCCAGGAUUCAUUCCUUACAGGGAGGACGUCAGCUGCAGCAUCGAGGAAUGGGGGGUGAGGGGAGGGUAUCGAACUUCUCACUAUGGGCUCGGUUGUCCGCUGUAA